Penicillium maclennaniae is the source of this 1143-nucleotide messenger RNA. RefSeq lists its product as uncharacterized. The coding region runs from base 1 to 1143 and encodes 380 amino acids. NCBI's taxonomy places the organism in Eukaryota, Fungi, Ascomycota, Eurotiomycetes, Eurotiales, Aspergillaceae. The transcript has 4 exons. The record is from RefSeq and is a predicted model, not a curated record.
AUGUCGCCCGAAGCUCUUGCUGCACUGCUCAAUGCGCCGGCUCUUCCUGCGCCGGAGGGUGUCACCCCGAACUUCGACAAUCCAUCCAAUGCCAAUGGGUUGGCUUGGUUUGUGACAACCUUUUGUAUGGUCGUGGCGACUAUGUGCCUUCUCCUCCGCCUAUACGUGCGUCUCUACCUGGAGAAGAAGUUCCGUGCGGAAGAGAUGUUGGUCAUUCUGGCAUAUGUGCGUCCUCUUACCUUUGAUAUUCAUGUUACCUUCGUACACGCCAAGAAGAAAGGCGCCUACUGGGGCACAGCUUAUGCAGGCUACUCGUUGAUUUUCACACCCGGCUAUUAUGUGCACACCUGGAACCUCCGCAAUGGAGACCUGGUCAAGCCACUCUAUUACAUCCUCGUUUACGGUUGCUGCUAUUCCGCAACACUGCCGUUGAUCAAGUCAGCUAUCCUGAUGGACUGGUGUCGAGUGUUCGUUCCCGUGGAGAAAUCCAGAAACUCUUUCUGGUGGGGCUGCUCGGCCAUCAUAACCCUUCAGUGUCUCUGGGGUCUUCUCUGUGUCAUCCUUCUGAACAUGCAGUGUCACCCGCAUGAAGCCAUCUGGAAAUUCUACCUCCCGAGCAAAUGCUACAGCCUACCUGAUGUGAUGCUCACCUCGGCAAGCGUCCAGGUCGUGUCGGACAUUGCUAUGUUCCUGCUUCCCCAGCGAAUUAUCUGGGGUUUAGGUAUGAACUGGCAAAAGAAGCUCGGUGUCUCCGUCCUCUUCGGUGUUGGUAUUCUGUACGUCAUCCUCCUCUCUCCACUACAUCAUCGAUCCAAAGCUAACACCUUCAACAGGGCCUGCAUUGCAGCUAUCUUGCGACUUGUGAAAACAAUUGCCUUUGCCAGCGAGUCCGACACCAUGUACCUUAUCGGCCCUCUUCUUUUCUGGGCCUGCGCUGAAAUGACCUGUGGUUUCUUCAUUUUCAGCGUUCCCUGCCUCUCCAAGCUCAUCAUUGAAUCUGGGCUUCCGGGUAGAGUGAAGCACUCUCUCGGCUUCAGUGCCAGAUCCAGUGAGCCCUCGAAUGCGGACUCGGGUUGUGAUUCGCAGUACGACCCCCCCUUCCAAGCCUUGGGUUACUGGCGACACUACCUGGUCCAAACUUGA